AACAAGAUAGAGUUGGCUUUAAGUUGAUAAGGUCUAAAGCUUCCACCUGACGUGCUCUAGCCAUGGAGAUGGAGCAGUUGGAGAAGGAAGGGAUCAGAGAUGCUUCUGAGGAGGUGUCUCGUCAGUUCAAGACACUAAUUAACGAUAACGAUCUGGACACGCUCAAACAAUUACAGCUCCUUAUUUUGGGAAGGUUACAGGAUGGCAAUGCUGUCUUAUCCCAUUUUAAUAAUUUUUCAGAGCAGUGCUUUCAAGAGAUUUCUGGUGAUUUAUAUAAGAAUACACGUCUCUUAAGGUCCAUGAAGACAGACCUAGAUUACAUAUUUCAGAAGCUGAGAAGCAUGAAGGCCAAGAUCAUGGCUACCUAUCCAGAUGCAUUUCCUGAUCGUUCAACAAUGCAACUGCUUGACCAAAGACCAGACCUUGAAAGGCUUCAGUAAUAUCAUCUCUCUCUACGAAGAAUGAGCCUGCUGGCUGUUAGAAUUCAGUGAUUUUGUAUACAUAGUUUUCUCCUAGGCUUAAACUUGCAAUAUUGUACAUUACAUAUUUACAUGUGUUCAAUGUCUACAGUAAAAUUGUUUUCUCAAGGAGGGGCUGGGGAGGGGAGGAGAAUUACAAUUGAAGUUGUAUUUUCAAUUAUUUUGGGAAAAAUAGAGGGGAAAAAAGAUUGUUCUUUCAUAUGAACAGAACAUACAAUCAAACUCUACCAUUGUUAAGGUUUGGGCAUAGUAUUGAUGGUUUUAAGUUUGCAUAA
Molecule: messenger RNA, 754 nt
Organism: Macadamia integrifolia
Lineage: Eukaryota; Viridiplantae; Streptophyta; Magnoliopsida; Proteales; Proteaceae
Product: kxDL motif-containing protein 1-like
Exons: 3
Coding region: 63-440 (125 amino acids)
Biological process (GO): lysosome localization
Cellular component (GO): BORC complex
Source: RefSeq, a predicted model, not a curated record